UGUUGUCACGUGAUCAUACAAACAUGGCGGUCGACAGCCGAAAACGACGGUGAAGUCAAAUAUUUUUAACUCGAAAACUCUAUCCUGAGAUCCACAAUGCGGAGGUACAGAGUUAAAGCGUCCAGUCCUUGAAGCCUGGCAGCUGUCAGAUUAACGCCCCUACCCUACACUAGAUCCUUGGCCUACUCUGGUAGGCACUGCACAUGUCUGGACCCCAUGUCAGCACGCUCUAGCUCCCUACGCUCCCCGAUCCCUUACUCCAGCGGGCGCCAAGCUGCCAGGAUGCCUGUACCACCAUCAUCCCCGAAGCCACAACGCAGAUCGUACGCGGACCUUCCUGGAUCCCGCUACAACAGCAGCAGCACGCUGUCUGCAGGGCGCAAAUAUGGCAUAGGUGGCACCAGCUACGGCAGCACAGCUGUUCAACGGCGGCCAUUGCCUGAUGGUCCAGGACCACUGGAUAGAUACGGAAAUAAGAUGGAUCCUACCACCCAUACAAGUUUUAAACCAAGGCGGACCUCUGUGGCGUCAACUGUGAGGAAUGGACCUUUGAAGGCCGAUCAUGAUUUUACUACAUCUUAUGACAGUACAGCGUCAACUCGGACGAGUACUUUACCACGCACACAACGGACAAGUAGCAUUAGUGAUUUGACUAGCGAUUUGGAUAGGAUGAAUACAUCAGGUAGAAUCACUCCCUCCAGGUUUUCUCGACAUCGUGGCAACACUUUACAACUCAAUGAUGAAAACAAGGCAAGGACUGAAAAAAGUCGAGAUGAGACAAUAGACGGUUACUCCUUGCCAAGCUCAAAAUACAAUGGAUAUUCUGCUAAACAGGAGUCAAAGUAUGACUCUGGAUACAACUCAUUUUCAAGUACCAAGUCUGACAAUAAUGAUGCCAUCAGCACUUCUUCUUACAGACAUAAGGAACGGAUCUCGGCAACGUUCAAACCUGACAUCACGACGACAAGUCCAGUCAGGCCAGUAACUAGGUAUAGCUCAGAAGAUGACAGUUCCAGUCCGGGAAGUAGGUUGUCUCAUUCUAACGCUGCCAGUGGGAGACAAGACUCAGUGGCUUCUAUAGGCUCCAACUCUAAUAGUCAUAUAGGCAAGGACAAUGCAGUGAUAUCCCCUGUAGCAGGAAAAGAAAAAUGUGGACUCACGGGAUUACGCAAUGUCGGCAAUACAUGUUUUAUGAACUCUAUCCUCCAGUGUCUCAGUAAUACACAGCUACUGGUGGAGUACUGCCUCAAGGAUAAUUAUGCUAAGGAUCUCAACAAAACUACCAGCAGUAUGAAGGGGCAAUUGAUGAAUGCCUAUGCAAGCCUGAUGAAGCAACUGUGGAAGGAUUACACUGACUGUGUGUCUCCAACCUCGUUCAAGAGUCAAAUACAGAGGUUUGCUCCCAGGUUUAUGGGGUACAAUCAACAAGAUUCCCAGGAGUUUUUACGUUACCUGCUGCAGGGACUUCACGAGGACAUCAACAGAGUCCAGAGUAAGCCUAAACCCAUGAUAAUCAGUGACAAGGAUGAAGAAAAUUUAAGUACCAGUGAGAAGGCUACCAUGUACUGGAAGAGCUACCUGAGGAUUGAUGACAGCAAGAUUGUUGAUCUCUUUGUUGGUCAGUUACGCAGCACCUUGACUUGCACGGCAUGUGAUCAUAGUUCUGUGACCUUCGACCCUUUCUGGGACCUAUCGGUCCCCAUACCUAAGAGCUCGAAUAUUACAAUAAUGCAUUGUAUACAGGAGUUUAUGAGGGAAGAAAUCUUAGAUGACGAUGAGAGACCAACUUGUGAAAGGUGCAAAACAAGGAGAAAAUGCACGAAGACAUUUUCAAUACAGAAGUUUCCACAAAUUCUAGUGCUGCAUUUGAAGCGUUUUUCUGGGGAAAGAUUUCGCUCCAAGUUGGCCACAUACGUAGAUUUCCCCAUGAAUCUAGACCUCUCGGAAUUUGCUGGAGAAACAAAAGGUCAUCGUCCAGUGUAUAAUCUCUAUGGGGUGUCCAACCACUCAGGGACAGUGUUUUCUGGUCACUAUACGGCCUACUGUAAACAUCCGUAUAACAAAGACUGGUACCACUACAAUGACAGCAGAGUUUCUCCCAUAUCAUCAAACCGUGUGACCUCCUCAGAAGCCUACGUCCUUUUCUACGAGUUGGCUCAUCACAACGCCAAGCUGUAGACAAGUCAUAGAUGAACUGUAGACAAAUCUUAUUUUCUUGAUACAUAGACUUUAUACAUGUAACACAUGGCUACAGUUAAGACCUGCGGCAUGAUUUGUCUACUGGUCACAGACUUCAAGCUGGUGAAAGUGGCUGAAGAAGAUUCCCAGGUUGAAGUGUUCGGAUGAGGGCAUGUUUAUAUACAGCAAAUAUGUCGUGAAUUCUCAGACCAAUUAUGUCUUGAAUGUUCAGUCCAAGUGUGUUAUAAAUGGAACAAAGGUUUAAAAAGAAUCAGAAAUAAAAACUUGAGUUUGUUGUUGGCCACUUUUAAAAGAUACUUAAAAACAUUUGGGGAAGACUGGGGACUAGUAGGAUGACGGAGAACAGCGCUGGUGACUGGAAAAUGUCUUUAUUUAUUGUAGCAUUUAUGCAUAUCUUCUUUUUCUUCAUUUAUUUUGCUGGAAAGUGAAAGGAAGAUAAAUACUCUGCUCCGUGAAAUUAAGACGAAUCAUUUUAGUGCAGUUUUAUCUUGUUAGAUGUCUGCUCAAGGACCAGUUUCCUUAGACAUUAUCAUCUUGGUGAUUUAUUAACAUUUUUGUGCCAAAUAUGCUUUUAGUGAGAGAUCAACUUACAUUGUCAAUCCAUAGUGUAAGUGGAAUAAUUUAGAAUAUUUCUUUUAUCAUUGAUAUUUUUCAGCAGUAAAGAAUGUUUGACAAGUUACUUAAUAUUGCAUAUGACAUGUUAUGCAUAAUCUUUAUUGAAAAAAACUUGUGAAACUGAAAUGAAAUUGUUUUUAGGAUAACUUCUUAGAAUAUAAUUGGAUUCAAACUUUGAGUGAUAAUUUACCAUUAAGUAAAAGCAAUACGUUUUAAAGGGCCCUGUCAUAAAAUGUGAUAAGCUGCAUUUUAGUUGUGUUUUGCAUGUCCUGUGUACACAGGCUUGUUAUAAAGAUUGUUUGUGAUACACCUAUUAUUAUGUAAUGUUAUACGUAUUUAUUGUGGCUACUUACAAAUAUAUUUAUUAAGUUAUUGCCUACAAGGUUGAUGGAAUUUUAACUUGUAGGACUCUAUGAAUCAUUAUCAUGCAAAGUUUGAUGUAAGCUAAGGUAUGCAAGCAACAGUUUUCACAAGAAACAUGAUUGAAAACUCGGACUGAUAUUGUUCAGAAGGAGAAAUAAAGUGAAAUAAAAAAGAAAGAAAAGUUAUAUUCAAGCCCUUGUGAUGGAUUUAUAAGAAGACCUGGGAUGGUUUAUACAGUACAUGUGACCAAGAAUUUGGUCUUAUAUUAUUGUGAUUCUUCAGCUGGAUAUGCAUGGUGUUAAAAUGCUGUACAUGAUUUCUUAAAGAAAAGGAAGCUGUACAUAUCAUAAUGUACCACUAUUUAAAAUAAUAAGCUAAAUAAUUUUUUUCAGAACAGUAUAUAGCUGCCAGUCAGAUUGUAUGACUCUUCUGUAUUUUUGUAAAUGGAUUGUUGCCAAU
Molecule: messenger RNA, 3636 nt
Organism: Lingula anatina
Lineage: Eukaryota; Metazoa; Brachiopoda; Lingulata; Lingulida; Lingulidae
Product: ubiquitin carboxyl-terminal hydrolase 2
Biological process (GO): protein deubiquitination
Molecular function (GO): cysteine-type deubiquitinase activity
Source: RefSeq, a predicted model, not a curated record